Diprion similis is the source of this 519-nucleotide messenger RNA. RefSeq lists its product as uncharacterized. Lineage: Eukaryota; Metazoa; Arthropoda; Insecta; Hymenoptera; Diprionidae. The record is from RefSeq and is a predicted model, not a curated record. Bases 1 to 519 code for a protein of 172 amino acids. The transcript has 3 exons.
AUGCCAUUGAAUUGGGAUGUGUUGAAACGACGUACCACAGAAGAUUGGGAUAAGGUAACGAGCGCCUACAUAACAUUGUUAAAACUAAUGCCACCCACUGCCAAGGGGAGAAAGAAAGCAGACCGCAUUGGAGUGACAGCUGCAAUAGACCGGCUUAUCGUUUUUCACAAGACUGGAACUUCGCUGGAAAACGCUGUUGUUCAUACUACACAGCCGUGUCUGCUUGCGGUUGGACCAAACAAAGGCGCCAUCUCGUCAUACUUCAUAGCCGUGGAGAAAGGAAGUAUUCCUAUCGAUGCGAUAGAUUCAUCUGCUGCUUUUGACUCCCUGUUCAAGUGCCAUUUCGUUUUGGACACAAGAUUUGACUCCAGCCUCAGUAUGUACUAUGACUUUAUUCAGGUCUUUUAUUACAAAAUGGACUCUAACGUUCGCUUUACAGCGCGAAUGCGCGAGGUGCGUGCGUGGUUGUCACAAGUUAUAACGAUACAGGCGUUUGAAAUUAGCGCCAUAAAAUUUUGA